UCUCUCUCAAAAAUAAACAAACAUUUUAAAAUAAAUAAAUAAUAGGAAUUACAGAAAGAGAAAAAGGACAUUACAGAGGGAAGGACACGAUCAAGGAAAUAAUUCAAGAACAUUUCCUGGAACUGAAGGACAUUAGUUUUCAUACUGAAAAGACUCAUUGAGUAUUCAGCACAGUGGAUGAAAUUGACCCACCUAAACCAGAAUCAUCAUGAGAUUUCAAAACACUGGAAACAAAGAGAAGAUCCUGAGUCUUCAGAGAGGAAAAAAACAAGUUACAUAAAAAGAAUCAGAAUUGCCUUAGACUCUCAACACACCAGAAGCUAGACAGCAAUGGGGCAGUGCCUUCAGCAUGCUGCAGGAAAAUAAAUUCAAACCUAGAAUUCUAUAUCCAGCCAAAUUAUACAUCAAAGAUGAAGAGACCCCAGAAUCCAACAAUAGUGUGUAUACUUCCUUCAUGAAGUCUCAUCGCUGCUAUGACCUGAUUCCCACAAGCUCCAAAUUGGUUGUAUUUGAUACUUCCCUGCAGGUGAAGAAAGCUUUCUUUGCUUUGGUGACUAAUGGUGUACGGGCUGCCCCUUUGUGGGAUAGUAAGAAGCAAAGUUUUGUGGGCAUGCUGACCAUCACCGAUUUCAUCAAUAUCCUGCAUCGCUACUAUAAAUCAGCCUUGGUACAGAUCUAUGAGCUGGAAGAACACAAGAUAGAAACUUGGAGAGAGGUGUACCUACAGGACUCCUUCAAACCACUUGUCUGCAUUUCUCCUAAUGCCAGCUUGUUUGAUGCUGUCUCUUCAUUAAUUCGAAACAAGAUCCACAGGCUGCCAGUUAUUGACCCAGAAUCAGGCAACACCUUGUACAUCCUUACCCACAAGCGUAUCCUCAAGUUCCUCAAACUGUUUAUCACUGAGUUCCCCAAGCCAGAGUUCAUGUCUAAGUCUCUGGAAGAGCUACAGAUUGGCACCUAUGCUAACAUUGCUAUGGUCCGCACCACCACCCCUGUCUACGUGGCUCUGGGCAUCUUUGUACAACACCGAGUUUCAGCACUGCCAGUAGUAGACGAGAAAGGGCGUGUGGUGGACAUCUACUCCAAGUUUGAUGUUAUCAAUCUGGCAGCAGAAAAGACCUACAACAACUUAGAUGUGUCUGUGACGAAAGCCCUCCAACAUCGAUCACAUUACUUUGAGGGUGUCCUCAAGUGUUACCUGCAUGAGACUCUGGAGACCAUCAUCAACAGGCUGGUGGAAGCAGAGGUUCACCGACUUGUAGUGGUAGAUGAGAAUGAUGUGGUCAAGGGGAUUGUAUCACUGUCUGACAUCCUGCAGGCCCUGGUGCUCACAGGAGGAGAGAAGCCCUGAGCUGGGGAACGGGUCAGGCAGCACCAGGGGACAUACCCCUCUCACUGCCUGCCCACAGUUCUAGGAACCACAGAUGAAACCUUAAGAGAAUUGUAACUCUGUUCUCUGCUUGGGAGCCCCCUACCUGGGACUCCCUGGGAGCUGGGGAAGGUGUGGGGGGAGGAAGGAGAAUGGAUUUUUAGCUGUCCUUAUCCUCACACAUACAGCCUAGCCCAUCUUAGCCCCUGCCUUCUUAGACAUAUCCCCCUUACUGGGUGAAUGAUGGGCUGUGUGCCCCUCAAGCAAAUUCUGAUCUCUAAGAGAUCCCCAAACCUCACCCAGCCUUUGCCUCUGCCUUUGCCCCUGACUCCACCCUGAGAUAAUAGCACAACAAACCCCUUCUAAAGGUAUUUUUAUUUAUCCUGUUAAAUGCUGUAUGGAGGAGGCUGAGUCCAUUUAGUGACAUUUCUUCCCAUAAUGGCAGUGGGGAGGAUUGUGGGGAGGAGGGCCUUUGGGUUCCUGUGCUGUGUGCAUAUGAAGGGAGGUGGGGGUUAGGAAGAGGAGGAGGGCAGAGUGAUUAGCUGAGGUUAUUGCUUUUCAUGGCAAACGUAAUUAAAAUGACAGGAACCUCUUCAUGGUA
Molecule: messenger RNA, 1970 nt
Organism: Lynx canadensis (Canada lynx)
Lineage: Eukaryota; Metazoa; Chordata; Mammalia; Carnivora; Felidae
Gene: PRKAG1
Product: protein kinase AMP-activated non-catalytic subunit gamma 1
Exons: 11
Coding region: 350-1351 (333 amino acids)
Source: RefSeq, a predicted model, not a curated record